Molecule: messenger RNA, 867 nt
Organism: Pneumocystis carinii B80
Lineage: Eukaryota; Fungi; Ascomycota; Pneumocystomycetes; Pneumocystales; Pneumocystaceae
Product: DNA repair protein rad18
Exons: 3
Coding region: 1-867 (288 amino acids)
Biological process (GO): protein monoubiquitination; DNA damage tolerance
Cellular component (GO): Rad6-Rad18 complex; nucleus
Molecular function (GO): ubiquitin protein ligase activity; single-stranded DNA binding
Source: RefSeq, a predicted model, not a curated record
AUGAUUAAUAUAAAUGAAUCAUUUGAUUGGAAUCCAAGCAAACUACCAGAAAUGUCUAUAUUAGAAGAGGCGUUGCGUUGUCGAAUAUGUAGAGAUUUGAUGCAAACCCCAUUAAUUACAGGAUGUUGUCAUACAUUUUGUUCACUUUGUAUUCGUAGAUGUUUAUCUGAGAAACAACAAUGUCCAUUAUGUCGUCAACCUGAACAGGAGAAUAGAUUGCGUAGAAAUAUAUCAAUUGAAGAAGUAAUUGAAAUUUUUGAAAGAAUCAGACCGGGAUUAAUGGCAUUGGCUAAUCCUCUAUCUAAUACGGAAGUUAGUAGAGAGAUUAAUACGGAAAUUAAGUCACCGGAUAUAAAUUCGAUUCCUACGAUUGUUAAAUGUCCAGUAUGUUAUCAAUCUGUUGAUUUUGAUAAAAUUCACAUGCAUCUUGAUGUAUGUUUAAAUCAAAAAAGUAGCAGUUGUAUACAAACUGUUAUUUCACCGAAAACAGAACCACAUAUGUAUUCUAGGUUACCGAAACUUAAUUAUGCUCUUCUUAGUGAAUCCAAACUUCGAUCAGAACUCAAAUCCCUUGGAUUAAAGAUAUCAGGCGAUAAAGCAAUGCUUCAGCGAAGACAUACUGAAUGGAUUAAUCUUUGGAAUGCAAAUAUUGACUCUAAAACACCUGUUAGUAAACGAAUAUUACUUGAAAAAUUAGAUGCCUGGGAUCAGAUGCAAUUAAAAACAACUAGCAUGAAAAAUAUUUCAGAUAAAAAUUGGAUGCAGACAUAUAAAACAGAUUUUGAUAACCUUAUUGAAAAUGCUCGACAAUCGAAAAAAAGAAAAACCGAUACAUCGCCAAAAAAUGAACCUCCCGAGACUCAAUAA